Molecule: messenger RNA, 5733 nt
Organism: Anopheles funestus (African malaria mosquito)
Lineage: Eukaryota; Metazoa; Arthropoda; Insecta; Diptera; Culicidae
Gene: Crag
Product: DENN domain-containing protein Crag
Exons: 11
Coding region: 369-5306 (1645 amino acids)
Biological process (GO): regulation of Rab protein signal transduction
Cellular component (GO): cytoplasmic vesicle
Molecular function (GO): protein binding
Source: RefSeq, a predicted model, not a curated record
UGAUCGCAAUGAACCUGAUGUGGCUUGGGCUGGAUAAAAUUUGACAUUACAUUUGACACUCUCGGUGCGCAAAUCAGACGUAAGACGGUUGUCAAAAAUUUAUACGUCUUCUGCUUCGUCUCGUGAAAAUAAUAAACACGAAAACAAUCAAUUUGCUACAGCUCAGAAGGGAAUUGGAAUUGGAUUCGUGUACGAAAGGAUAUCGUGAAAAGCAUCUCGUUCGUUCGUGAGCUGCUGGUGAAAACGUUUUAAAGGAGAACGGAAAUCACUACAAAUCGGUGAAGCGGCAAUACGAAGAGGUUUGCUACUUUCUGUUAUCUGGUGUGUGGUGCAAGCACCCGAAACAUAACUGAACAGCAGCAGCAGCAAUGGAAGAAAGACGGGUGGCCGAUUAUUUCGUGGUCGCUGGAAUGCCCGAGCAACCGAAGCUGCUGAAAGAGAACAUAUUCAACGACUCGUCGCACCUACGAUCGACCAACAGUAUAGAUCCGAUUACAGACAUCGGUGUAUAUUUUCCUUCUUUGGGUGAAAAAAUUCCUGCCGAUUACGAAAUUCUCGAAAACACACCGUCAGGGCUGCUAGCCGAUUUAAACUAUGGUUCCGUACGGACCACGGGCUGCUUCAUUUACUACCGACGAGGCAAGGACAAACCGCCCCUGGUCGAUAUCGGGGUAAUGUACGAAGGCGCUGAACGGAUCAUGUCCGAUGCAGAGAUCGUCCUUAGCACGCCCGGUGAUCGUUUGGCGAAUGUGAACAAUUCUUCCGCCAAAACGUUUCUAACGUUUCGACGGGCGACUACUGAUAUGCCUUGCAAUGAGCUGGUGGUAACGGAUCUGUGCGUCGUAAUACCUUCGAAGGGUGAGAAGCCACCGCACGCGUUCUGUAUGAUCCAUAAAACGCUGAACAAGGGUCUCAUGGGAAGCGAUGUAUACUUAUGCUACAAAAAAUCAAUGAACCGUCCGAUAUUGAUCAGUUACGAGCCGGAAAUUUUACAUCGGUAUCCGACGCAUGAUCAUAACGAUUUUCCGCUAACGCUAUGCCCAAGUGUUCCGCUGUUUUGCCUCCCAAUGGGCACAACGCUCGAAGCUUGGCAGCAUGUACCGGGUGGAGAUGGAAAGAUAAAAAGAAAACCAAUACAGCCAAUCUUUAGUACGUUCGUGCUGACCGUUAACGAUGGUACGUACAAAGUGUAUGGAUCAGCUUUAACAUUCUACGAAGAUUUUUGUGAAAAUAAUUUGAACGAGCAGCAGCGUGCACUGCUGGAUUGGACCGGAGAUUCGCAUAAAACGCAUUCCCUGCACGUGAACAAAUCGAUAUGUAUUUUGUCCAGAUGGCCUUUCGGUGAUACCUUUGAGAAAUGGCUACAGUUCUUGCAUAAACUGUCCACACUCAACGAAAAGCUUCCCGUACCUAUCGAACGGUACAUAACACAUCUGCUCGAUGAGGUACCGUUUCCAUCGCCAAGCAUUUUGUUACAACUUUCCACGCUCAGCAAUACCCGCAUUCUGCUAACACUACCAGAAGAUUCACCGCUGCCACGCAGUGGUGCCGGAUUUCGUCAGCUGCUGUCCAAUCUGGGCCCUGAAAACUGCCUCCAUGUACUGCUGCUGGUGUUAACCGAACAGAAGCUGCUGAUACAUUCGUUACGACCGGCGACACUGACGGCCGUAGCGGAAGCUGUCUCUUCGUUCCUGUUCCCCUUCAAGUGGCAAUGCCCGUAUAUACCGCUCUGUCCGCUCGGUUUGGCCGAGGUACUGCAUGCACCAUUACCGUACCUGAUAGGAGUGGAUUCACGGUUUUUCGAUUUGUACGAACCGCCCAGCGAUGUAACGUGUGUUGAUCUCGACACGAACAAUAUUAGUUUGUGCGAGUCGCAGAAGCAUCUCACGACGAAGCUGCUACCGAAACGGGCGGCCCGUGUUUUGCGCCAAACUUUACGCAAUUUGGAGGAGCUUAGCCUGAACCAGGGAUACGAUUCGAACAACAGCUUGGAUCGGGAUUUAAAGAAGCGAAAGCGCGAACAAAACCUAGAGCAACGCAUACAGGAAGCGUUCCUACAGUUUAUGGCCUGCAUUUUGAAAGGGUACCGGGAUUAUUUGGUACCGAUUUCCAAGGCACCGACGAUCGGUGCGACCGAUCCGAGCGCACUGUUUCGCAUGGACGCUUUUCUACGAUCGCGCGACAAAGCGCAUCACAAAUUUUUCCAGCUGCUAAUGAAAACGCAAAUGUUUAUCCGCUUCAUCGAGGAACGUUCGUUCGUAUCGGACAGCGAUCAUAAUUUAGCAUUUUUCGACGAAUGUGCGGAAAAGGUGAGCGCGUACGAGGACACACCGACCGAGAUAAAGCUGAUCGAGUGGGACUCGGGACAGAGCAGCGAGCGUACGAAAUUUAUUCUUCCGCCCGAGUGUCAACCGGGCUUGCCGGAUCAAAUGUAUGCGUACGAUUCCUUUUCGCUCGAUGCAAUGCUGCUGAAGGAAACACGCCGCAGCGUGCUCGAUAAUGUGCUGCAGCAGCACAACAGUUUGGCGCCCGGUUCGCCCAUGGCCCGCCGUACAAAGCAUGAGAUAAAAACGGCACAAAAGCUAGCCCGCAAACAUCAGGGCAAUCCGGAGCUGUGGGCAAAACAUUUGCUUGCGACCUGCUACUCCAUCUACUUCAUCGUUUUGCCAAGCUUGAUAUCGGAAAACACCGGUCGGGAACAUGCCGUGCUGAAGGCAGCGUACGAUCUGCUUAGCAAGGCGUGCAAGCUGAAGGUACCGUGCGAUGAGGUUUGCUACCGCAUCAUGAUGCAGCUGUGCGGUUUGCACAAUCUACCCGUGUUGGCCGUCCGGUUGCACUAUCUGAUGAAGCGUUCCGGCAUUCAACCGAACGCACUUACGUACGGCGUUUAUAACCGAUGCGUACUGGAGGCACAGUGGCCAUCGGAUUCGAUCCUUUCGUCGCAAAUGCGUUGGCACCGGUUGCGGAACAUUGUGAUCGGUGCGGCACAUUUUAAGCGUGCUGGCAAAAAGUUUGCCGAUCGACGUCGCCGGUCACUGUCGCACGAGAGCAAUUUGGUGGGCGGUGCAUUGGAGCUGGUCGAUGGUACAUCACGCACGAGCCUAGACUCGGGAUAUUCGCAAGCGGAACAACCGAACAACACCAGCGUUACGAUGGACUUCAGUGCCUUCGACAAACUCCGGGGCAGGGUUGGUGCAAUUGUACGCCAAACAACAACCACCGGCCAUCAAGAAUCUGCGGACGUACUGUCGAGCGCCGGUUUGUUAAUAAGCGGUGAGGGGAGUCACCAUUUAAAGCUACAAUCGAAUGCCGGCACUUCUGGUAGUGUUGGCGGGAAGGAAGCAGGAAAAACUGGCUACAAAAAAUCACCACCCACCAACAGCUGCGAUAUAAGUCCGCGGAUGCUGGCAAGGGCGGAUAGCUUUGCAGGGGAUACGAAAUUUAUUGACAAACUUCAGCGCCAAAAUAAGGGUGAAGCGAUGAAAGCGAAACGUGCGCUAGAUUUUCACAACCGAAGGGAGGCGAGCGUACAUUCGGAGUCAGAAGAUACGAAGGAACCGACGGCAAAGGGCAGUCCCACAAAAAUAUCACCUCGCACACUGGUAACGCAGGACGAUCCGUUGGGAGCGCUUAACGAUAUGACGGAAGAGCUGGCAAUACAGCAGCGCGAAUCGGUCGACAAAACAUCCGAACCGAACGAAAUGAGCAACAAUAAUACCAUCUACACCGACCAACCGAUACUGUUCAAAGGCCAACGUUCAGCUACGUUCGAUGAUUCGACACAGCUCAGCAAAAGUAUGCAGCGGUCGGAAACGAUGCCCAUGACAAGCACCGUUACGUCGGGCUUUGGAAGUUUGGGUUCAACGUUAAAGUUUAACUUUGGCCGUUAUUCACCUGCACGCAUGUCAAUGAAAAAAGACUUGAAAUCACUGUCCACGAACAUGAUAGAGAACAUUUCUAACAUAAGCCCGAGUCUUACUGGGAAAAAAUCGAACGAAAUUCUACAGAGUGGAUUAAGCAGUAUUAAAAAUGCUGCCAAUUCCGUAGCAAAAAAGCUGGACGAUAUUAAGGAAGCGAUAUCGGCAAAUUCAACACCGGUAAAAACGGGCAGCGGUUUGAAUGGUAGUUUGGAACGUGACGGUCAUGGUUCGGAAAAUGAUCUACUGCAUCAUGAUGAUCCGGCGGGCGCAAUAAAUGGCAACCGUUCGCGUCGCGUAUCGAGCGAAUUUGACCUUUGGGGUCGUUUUAGCGAAUCGCGCAAAUCUAGCUACAACAAUUUGGUUCCUUUGGGUGAAAAUGCUACAUCGACAAGCAGCUUGAAUGCAUAUCCAACGUUGCCAGACAACAUUUAUGCCACUGUUGCGGAGAUAUCGGAAGCUAGUGUGACGGAUUUUGUUAUAGAGAUAACUUCUUGCUCGCAAUGCCAUAACUGUUCGGUACUGCUUUACGACGAGGACGUUAUGGCUGGUUGGUCGGCGGAAGAUUCCAAUCUAAAUACCACCUGCAAUGCAUGUGGUAAAGUGACAGUGCCAUUUCUGAAUGUGCAAAUCAUAGCCGAAGGGGAAAAUCUUCAGCGCGAUGCACAGCGCAGAUCUUCAAAGCAUCAACAUGACAUGAUCAGUGUGCCAUACUUAAAUCCGCUCGUGCUACGCAAAGAGUUGGAAAACAUUCUCGGCGAGGAGGGCGAUCUGGCCCUUACCAAGGCAAAGUUUGUCGAGGAACAUCCGAUCAUCUACUGGAAUUUGGUGUGGUUCAUGGAGCGGAUAGAUGUAAACACGCAUCUUUCGAACCUUGCGCUACCGAAGCAGGAGGAUGAUAAUCCGGAUCCGUUGAGCAAUGUGAAAACAAUUAAUGUGCAUUGCUUGUGGGACAAUCCACGGCUUCAUUCCGAAGCGGGACCAGCGAUGUAUAUGCUCUGGCGUCAGAAUCAACCAGAUAGUACAUUAUUAAAAGCUCUGCUUACUGAUCAAACAUCGAUCAAUCGAACUGUGAUGCAACAAAUAAUUGCUUCGAUACGAUGCAACGAUUUACUAACACCCGUCAAACGGUUAGCAAAUGAAAGACAGAAGCUGAAGCACCGUGGCGUCGAUCGGACGCACUCGAUCUAUCGCGACAUGCUGUUCCUAGCGUUCAUCGAGAUUGGUCGUGCCGAUAUCGAUCUGAUUUCGUUCCAUCGUGAGUAUGCGGCCGUUUUCGAGAAGUUAACGGAGAAGGAAUGUAACACAUUUUACCGCAGUCAAGACCUGCCGCCAUCGCCUACGGCCAUAUUUUGUCGGGCUUACUUUAAACCCCUACUUCUACCUUGACCUUCAACGUUAGCAACCCAAUAUUGGUUGAUAUCGCAGCAUUGGUUACACUAGCAAGGGUUGGCACGAAACCACCCCCCCGCGGCGCAAAUGGUUGAGCAAACUAAAUGCUAAAGCUUUUUGGGUUGGCAAUACAACUCGUAUCCUUAAAUGCUUGGCUACUUACUUGAACAUAGAGAAUAGGAGAAGGGAAGGAUUAUGGUUUAUCUUUUCCUUUCGAAGAAGCAUACACAAAACUAUACUUUAUAUAAAUAAUGUUUACGUUGAGCGCUGGAUUUGUAGCAUCAAUGGUUUUGUUGUGACGAUUUUUAUUUGCAUCCAAUUUUUGAGGGUAGAAUCAGGUAGCGUAGAAAACUCUACGUACCAUAGAUUAGCCGCUAGUAUCUAUUCAUGUUGUUUUGAUGAGUUGAUACCGUACGUGGGAGUA